This is a messenger RNA of Malania oleifera, 1334 nucleotides long. Its product is annotated as gibberellin 3-beta-dioxygenase 2-like. The record is from RefSeq and is a predicted model, not a curated record. Bases 77 to 1189 code for a protein of 370 amino acids. Gene Ontology annotation, biological process: response to light stimulus; gibberellin biosynthetic process. The transcript has 2 exons. NCBI's taxonomy places the organism in Eukaryota, Viridiplantae, Streptophyta, Magnoliopsida, Santalales, Ximeniaceae. Gene Ontology annotation, molecular function: gibberellin 3-beta-dioxygenase activity.
UCUCCGCCAUCACCUUCAUAAGCGCAAUUCAACCAUUACGACAAGUACUCGCAGCUCUGUCUCAGUUAGUCUCAAAAUGACCACAGCAGUCUCAGCAGGCUCUUACAAAGCCGAAGCCCUCCACUCUGGUCUAAAGGUGCUGGAGCUUGGAACGUUGAACAAAGUGCCCGAGUCGCAGGUGUGGAAUGAUGAAGAAGGCAAUAAUUAUAAGGGGCAGGCUUUGGAGGACAUUGGCGCGGAGUUGCUGCCGCUCAUUGAUCUGGCCAAGGCCGACGCCCCUAAACUGGUGGAGCAGAGUUGCAAGAGGGGCGUUUUCCGAAUCACCAACCACGGCAUUCCCCUUGCCGUCCUCCGCAACAUGGAGUCCGCCAGCGUAGACCUCUUCUCGUUGCCGACGGAACAGAAAAUGAAGGGGGCGCGUGCGCCUGAUUCCUUCACCGGCUACGGCAUCUUCCCGAUUUCCUCCCACCUCCAAAAGCACCUUUGGUCCGAAAGCUUCACCGUCUUCGGAUCCCCACUCCGACAUGCCCGCCAAAUUUGGCCUCAGAGUCAAGAGCACUCCAAAUUUUGUGAUGUGGUUGAAGAAUACAAACAAAAGAUGAGAGAACUAGCACUGAGGCUUUGGUCUCUAAUACUUGAGACACUGUGCAUUAACAAUGAUGAUAUUGAGUGGGCUGGUCCAAACCGAGACUUCGAGGGUUUCGAUGGGGUCUUGAACCUAAAUUUCUACCCACUUUGUCCGGAGCCAGAGCGGGCUAUGGGUCUCGCACCCCACACCGAUUCAAGCCUCAUCACACUUGUGCAUCAGAAUGAUGCCAAUGGGUUACAACUCUUCGUCAAAGGAACUGGGUGGGUCCCGGUCCCGGCCAUGCCCGAUGCCCUCAUUGUUUUCGUGGGCGACCUCCUCCAGAUAAUGUCCAACGGGUUGUAUCGGAGUCGUAUUCACCAGGCAGUGGUGAAUCACAGCCAGCAUCGCUACUCUUUUGCGUACAUUGCAGGGCCCCCACGCACUGCUCAAAUUGGGCCCCAUCCUAAAAUCGUGGGCCCAUAUAACCCACCUUUAUAUCCGACCAUGACUUGGAGUGAAUACCUCGGUAUCAAGGCAAAGCUUAUAAAUGAUACCCUUUCAUCAAUUGAACUUGUCAAAUCUGAAAAUGAUUCUGCAGAAAUGGAAAUUAAGGAGCCAUAAGAAUGGUAGAAAAAAAAAAAAAACAAUAAUAAGGUGUUUGAAAAUGGAGUGAAAUGGAAUUAGUGUUUUGAAGUUUCCAUUAAUAAUGUUGCAUUUUCAAUAAGGGUGGAUUUUUGUGGAAUAUUAAGUGUAAUGAUUUGCUUAA